AUGACAGCCCUACUCAGGAAGAUCAGGAAUAAUGCUGAGAAAAUAAGUUCAAGAGGUGAUAAAGUUAGUUACAUUUCUACGUACAACAGAUUAAUUGAAGAAGCAAUAAAAAAGGAUGUUGAUAUCGAAAAAAGUUCACUAAGUGUAGCAUUUGAACCACUGAUAAAAGAUGUAACAUGCCGUGUUCUUGUCAAGGCACUCUCAAUUGCUUCCCAAGCUUUCGGAUUCAUAGAUCAUAUGAGUCGGGAUAUCCAAAGGAACAAGGACUUGCUCUCAUUAUCUUUAAAUGUUCAUAGUAAUGUAUAUGGAGAAAUUUUAGCAAAUAUGAAGACAGCUAAAAGGAAAUCAGCUAAUCCUGAUAUGGAUGUAAAGGAAAUGAUUGAUGAAUGUGCUGCUCUCUUUGAGAUUCAUAACGAUGAAAUCAUUUCUGAUCUUUUCGAACCAUUUGUCUUUUUGACAAAGCUAAAGGGUUCAGAGACUAGAGUAAUUUAUACAAAAAAAGGUAAUUCUAGACUUGUUAUAGUAUUUUAUCAAAGAGGAUCUCAUUUGGAUCCUUUAUGUUAUUUUGUUUAUCAUAACGGUUAUCCUUGUUUUAUUAAUUUGAUUCAUCAAUAUUCCGCACCGGAGCCGAGAGUUCAAAAGAAUGUAUUCAAGCAAGUGAACACACUUGACCUCUCUGAUUGGUUCAAAUCUAUCAUUGAGCAAAAAACUAAAUUUGAUUUUUUGCCUUGUUAUUUAGCUUAG
Trichomonas vaginalis G3 is the source of this 744-nucleotide messenger RNA. RefSeq lists its product as uncharacterized. The transcript has a single exon. The record is from RefSeq and is a predicted model, not a curated record. NCBI's taxonomy places the organism in Eukaryota, Parabasalia, Trichomonadida, Trichomonadidae. Bases 1 to 744 code for a protein of 247 amino acids.